Jatropha curcas is the source of this 1771-nucleotide messenger RNA. RefSeq names its product tryptophan aminotransferase-related protein 4. Gene Ontology annotation, biological process: amino acid metabolic process. Gene Ontology annotation, molecular function: carbon-sulfur lyase activity; transaminase activity. The record is from RefSeq and is a predicted model, not a curated record. Lineage: Eukaryota; Viridiplantae; Streptophyta; Magnoliopsida; Malpighiales; Euphorbiaceae.
AAUGUGGCCAAGAAAGCAGUAUGCUUGAUCCAUCGUCUGAAAGUAGAAAAAUCAACAAGAGAAUCAGCAUAUCUACAUAUGGCCAAGAAUACAUGUGUUUCAUGUUUUCUCCAUAUUAAUUAAAUAUCGAUCUCUCUUCUUUAUGACAAGAAAAGCUUUCGAAGAAGAGAAUUUUGUCAGAUAUGUUUCAGAUACAAAACUCAAAAAGUUAUGGAUUUUCAGUGUUGUUUUUGACAUCCAUAAUUAUUAAUGUCUUACUUAUUUCCAAAAGGUAUGUGGGUGAGGGCGAUCUCACUUGGACCAAAAGAGCAGCAACAGAAGCUGAGGCAGUGGCUGCCAUUUCUUGCUCAGGCCAUGGAAGAGCAUACUUAGAUGGCCUAAUUCUUGAUGGAAAACAAGAACCUAUUUGUGAGUGCAGUGAUUGCUAUGGUGGUCCUGACUGCUCUCAACUCUUCCCCAAUUGUACUGUAAAUGCUAACAGCGGGGAUCCAUUAUUCUUGGAGCCGUUUUGGGUGAAGCAUGCAGGCAGUAGUGCAUUUUUAGUAGCAGGAUGGCAUAGAAUGAGCUAUAUGUACAGUGAUGGGUCUUAUAUAUCACAAGAACUUGAGAGCCACAUUCGCAAGGUACAUGCCAUUGUAGGAAAUGCAAUUACUGAAGGAAGAUACAUCGCGUUUGGUGUUGGGUCAACCCAACUCCUUAACGCAGCUGUUCGAGCUUUGUCCCCUCGUAAUGCCUCAUCUCCGGCUAGGGUUGUCGCGUCAAUCCCCUUUUACCCGGUUUAUGAAGAACAGACGAACCUUUUCCAAUCAAUGGAUUUCAAGUUUGAAGGGGAUACAUCCUCAUGGAAAAACAAUUCAGAUGUUUAUACAGAUAUGAUUGAAUUUGUAACAUCACCAAACAAUCCUGAUGGGAAGCUGAACCAGGCAGUUCUUGAAGGCGAAAAUGUCAAAACAAUAUAUGAUCAUGCAUAUUAUUGGCCUCAUUUCACACCAAUUCCUACUCCAGCAGAUGGAGAUAUUAUGUUGUUUUCUAUGUCUAAGUUCACUGGUCAUGCUGGCUCUAGAUUUGGGUGGGCAGUGAUAAAAGACGAGGCCAUCUACCAAAGAAUGAUUAGGUACUCACAACUAAACACCAUAGGAGUUUGUCGGGACAGUCAAUUAAGAGCUUUGAAGCUCUUGAAAGUAGUCCUUCAACAACGAAAUGAUAUAUAUGAAUUUGGAUAUGCAACGAUGAUGAAACGUUGGGAGAGAUUGAGCAGUGUAAUUUCAAUGUCGGAACGUUUCUCUCUCCAAAAAAUAGCACCCAAUUACUGCAACUUUUUCCAGAAAGUCAGAGAUCCUUCACCAGCAUAUGCAUGGUUGAAGUGUGAGAGAGAGGAAGAUAAAGACUGUCAUGCAGUGCUUCGAGCAGGCAAAAUUGAUGGUCGUGAAGGAAAUCGAUUCUCUGCCGGAGAUCGAUAUGUACGUCUCAGUCUCCUUAGAAGACAAGAUGAUUUUGAUUUAUUGAUUCAGAAGUUAAACCAAUUAGUCUCUAGGAAAGAAGAUGGUUCUAAAAGUAUGUGAGGAAUGUGAUCUUCAUUGCAUUUAGAUUAUUCAUCCAUAUUUGCUUAUUUUGGACCUGCUUUGUUAAGAAAAUAGCAUUGGUGACAUUGUGUUUAUUUAUAAGGUCAUUGUCUUAUUGACCUGUAUUUGCUUGCAUAUAUGCUUCAUUUUAAGACACCAUGUGUUAACACUUGACUUAACCCAUAAAUUUACCCUCGAAGUUUACACGA